This is a messenger RNA of Cladophialophora carrionii CBS 160.54, 1386 nucleotides long. RefSeq lists its product as uncharacterized. The coding region runs from base 1 to 1386 and encodes 461 amino acids. Gene Ontology annotation, molecular function: uniporter activity; calcium channel activity. The record is from RefSeq and is a predicted model, not a curated record. Lineage: Eukaryota; Fungi; Ascomycota; Eurotiomycetes; Chaetothyriales; Herpotrichiellaceae. The transcript is spliced from 2 exons. Gene Ontology annotation, cellular component: uniplex complex; mitochondrial inner membrane. Gene Ontology annotation, biological process: calcium import into the mitochondrion; mitochondrial calcium ion homeostasis.
AUGAGGCCUCCAGUGUUGCGCCCGGCGCGACUUGGGCCACUGAAGCCAAUCAGUCUUGCGACCGAGCUAUCGACUCGUGCACAAGUCGACUUUCGCCAACAUUACCAUAUCUUCCCUCGAAAGCACAAGCCCAGUACUCGGAAUCCCUCUGCCUCGGGCCGUGUGAGCUCCGUCAUACAUGCGUGCAGAAGUGUUUCCUACGAACAAAGGGCGAAGGACCUCAACCAGCAAGGCGUCGAUGAAGCCCUUUCAGAGUUCGACACUGCCGUGGCUGACGACCAGGAAAAGCAGCAGCGAGCACCAUGGCACCGUCAGGGCGUGGACGUGGCCCCUGUUCGUCGACAGCGCUCGGCAGGAGCGAUGACCAAAGGCGAGUGGCUCCUCAAGCUGGUUUUGCCUUUGACUACAAACGAUCACAACGAUGACCGAAAGGACAUCGCCCCCCUUGCCUUGCUCGUACAUCCUCAGCAGCCUCUCUCGUAUCUCGAACGGUUGAUCCAGGCAGAGCUGCCAACCAUGACCAACGAGAAAGGUGAAAACAGAGUCCCUAGCAUAUCGUUUCGGGCAAUGGAAGCCAAGGAUGACGAGAUCAAGCCAAAGAAUCAGACACCCGAAGAACAAGAGAAAGGAGAGAAGAAGCGAUCGCUUGGUGAUGGCGGGGUCCAGAGCUACAGCGGAGCUGGCAGAGAAGGCACUGGGGAAGACGAGGGCGAAUUCGUCCGAUGGAGUGCCUCCACCGAAAUAGGAGACUUCAUCAGAGACGCCGCCAGAGCCAAAGAGUUCGAAGUCGAGAUUGAGGGGAGCCCCAAGACCAUCAAGGUCGCGGUGCCCUCUUUCAACGACAGAACCUACUACUUGCGUCAAAGACUGCGCAGAACGGCCCGUAAAAUCGCGGAUCUGGCUGCGAUCAAGCAAGAAUGCGAUGCUGCUGCGCAUCGGAGCGGCCAGAGAAUAGCCAUGGGCGGCUGUGGGCUGCUUAUCGGCUAUUGGUAUCUGGUAUAUCGGCUCACGUUCGAGACAGAUCUUGGUUGGGACGUCAUGGAGCCCGUCACCUACCUUGUCGGACUCAGCACGCUCAUUGGUGGUUAUUUGUGGUUUUUGUACCACAACCGUGAGGUUUCGUAUCGCUCCGCCCUAAACCUCACUGUCAGUCGCCGUCAGAGCCGCUUGUACGAGCUCAAGGGCUUUGACAUCCGGAAGUGGGAGGCGCUGAUCGAGGAGGGGAACGCCAUCCGUAAGGAAAUCAAGGCGGUGGCGGCCGAGUACGACGUGCAAUGGGACGAGUCCAAGGAUGAGCAUGACGAGGCCGUGGUUGAGGCGCUGAGGAAAGAACGGAAGAACGGAACCAAGAGCAAGUCAAAGGACGACGAUGAAGAGGACGAUUAA